ACUGUUUGUUAUUCGCGCUAACUUAGCAGUAGUCCGCUCAGGCCCAGUCAAAACAAUGCAGUUUAACUGGCCUGCAGCGUUCAGUUAGCUCUAAAUACACAACACACCACCGACUGCUAACUGUCGAAAAGUUGACUCGCUGCCUGGUGUUUGGUCUUGGUGAGGUGCAGGCGCGACUUCCCCGCGGUUCGUUUUGUCCACCGCCGCUUCUGCGCGCAGGCUUUUUCCCGUGGGUGUUUUUGUUUUGUUCUCGGUGCCUGUUGGAAAUGGAGACGGCUAAUGUGCGCCUGCUGCUAGGUAGCCUGAGAGCGGCGGCGGGGAGCGGCUGAAAUCACGAAAAGCGGUAAAAAUAAGGGAAGAUAGGCGUCGCAACGGAGUGGGCGUCGAAAUAAAGAACAGGGGCGGAUUAAAUAACCUCCUGGUCGGUCCACUGUUAGCAUGGUGGAGUAGGUGUGUGCGGUGUAGGCGCUAUCGGGCUACGGUUCGCUCUCACCGGGGAGGGUCGUCAUGGCCCCGGGCUCUCUUGUGGCGGCCUGCCGCAGCUUGGCCCUUUCUACGUGGCUGCUCUCCUUUUGCUUCGUCCACCUGCUGUGCCUGGACUUCACCGUGGCCGAACGGGAGGAGUGGUACACCGCCUUCGUCAACAUCACCUACGUGGACCCGGCGACCUCGGAGCUCCGCACCGAGAAGACGGAGUGCGGCCGCUACGGGGAGCACUCGCCGAAACGGGACGCCAAGGGGGUGGUGGUCCUCUCCGCCGCCCCGCACGACCGCCAGGCCUGCGACCCCAACACCCGGUUCGCGGUGCCCGCACAGGCCGGGGCCUGGAUAGCGCUGAUAGCCCCGGGAAACUGCACCUACAAGGACAAGAUCCGCCACGCCGCAGCCCACAACGCCUCGGCGGUGGUCAUCUUCAACGUGGGGUCAGCUAAUGCUAACGAAACCAUCACGAUGCCUCAUCCAGGUACAGGCGAGGUGGUCGCCAUCAUGAUCCCGGAGCCGAAAGGCCGCGAGGUGGCGUCGCUGUUGGAGCGUAACGUGACGGUCACCAUGACGAUCACCAUCGGGACGAGGAACCUGCAGAAAUACGUCAGCAGGACGUCUGUGGUGUUCGUGUCCAUCUCCUUCAUCGUGCUGAUGAUCAUCUCGCUCGCCUGGCUCGUCUUCUACUACAUCCAGAGGUUCAGAUACGCCAACGCACGAGACAGGAACCAGCGUCGGCUCGGCGAUGCGGCGAAGAAGGCCAUCAGUAAGCUGCAGGUUCGCACCAUCAGGAAGGGCGACCAGGAGACGGAGGCCGACUUCGACAACUGUGCCGUCUGCAUCGAGGGCUACAAGGCCAACGACGUGGUCCGCAUCCUGCCCUGCAGACAUUUAUUCCAUAAGAGCUGUGUGGACCCGUGGCUGCUGGAUCAUCGCACGUGUCCCAUGUGCAAGAUGAACAUCCUGAAAGCCCUGGGCAUCGCACUGAACGCGGACUGUCUGGACGACCUGCCGCUGGACUACGACCUGGCUCUGGGCGGCGUGGGUGGAGUGGGUGGGGUCGGCGCCUUGGCCCUGGAGGCCGUGGUGUCCGGGGCGUCCAGCGACGGCACGCUGAGCGAGGGCGGCUCCUCGGUGGUGCUGGACCCCGGCGUGCGACGGGUGGGGCUCCCACAGGACUACCAGGACCCCGACACCCUGAGAGACAGCCCUGUGACGGCCACCACCGACACACACACAGGUGAGCUACAGCCAAUGGCGAGCAGUGCCUCAGUGGCAUCCUUGGUCAUCACCGUGGAAACGGGUCUGUCAGACGAGGAGGGGUGCACGGAGCAGUCUCAGCUGGGGGACAAGUCCUGAGAGGAGCCGAGCAGAACCAAACCAGAACCCCUGGGCCAAAGCGGACUCGGAUCAGGUUCAGAUUUUUUUCAACAGACUUCAGACUGAAACCGGCUCUGAAUCAAACCUGACUGCACUCGUGAAACCUGGCUCUGAUGUUAACCGGUUCCGAGUAGAACCAGCACCAGCGCUUGACUGAAUUUUCCUCUUAGGGCCCGAGUGAGACAAAACUUUGAACCAAACUACACUUUGUUUUGACAGCUGAGCCGACUCUAAAUGUGUGUGCUGGUUCUACUCUGGACUCAGAGGAGACUGACUGGCCUGCUUUGGACAGGUUGGACCCAGGACCUGACCUGGGUUAACAUGGCUGUCAUCUAGUGUGGUUACUCCGGUCUUACCCUCGGCUCUCCUCGGUCUAACCAGCUGUUUCCAUCGUUAAACUGCCCGUGUUGUUGCGUCCUGCAGAUGUCUGAACGAACCCACAUUUGCCUCGGUUGAUGUUGUCUCCUGGUCCUCCCCGUCUGUCAUCACAUGGUGACAGAAAACAGUUCAAACAUAAAGUCAUUUCAGAUACGGUGGUACUCGUCGCGUCGUUCCUCUGCUGACACGAUGGAACUUUAGAGGGCAGAUGGGAUUCGAACAAACCGCAUUUUCAUACUGAGAGAACACGAGGAUGUUCUGAAAGUCGCCUGCCAAAAGAGGAUUCACUCUUUGAAGGUCGAUAUUCAGCUUCAAAACCUGAAAACCGGACAGUCUGUCUGUCCAAGCUGGGAAUCAGGAUUCACCUCCGCAUUUUCUACCCGUGCUGCUUCAGAACGGAGCGCUCUGGUCUCGGGACCCUUGUGGAUGACUCUGUUACCUGGUGGUCCAGGUAGACACACCAGCUGAACAAAAGUUGACGGGACACGGUGUCAGGGCUGCUGACUUGUCCUGGUUCAGACUGUUUCCUGGUUAAUUAAGCUCAUUUUCGUUUGCCUGCCAGGUGCUGUUCCUCGAUGUGCAUUUGGUGACUGACUUUCGUUUUGAAAAGAAGACAUUUAUUUUGAAAGGGCACACCAGCAGCUCUGGGCAGAGAAUUUGAUUUGGUUAUUUUUCUAGUGUUUUGCUCAAAGCAAAGCACCGGCAGUAUUACAGCUACAGUUUGACUGCAGUUUUGAAUAGCGAUUACACGCAGUAUUUUGUGUUUUUCUCUUUUUGCCUGUCUGGAAGCUCCUUUAUGAGAACUGCGAGAGUAUUUGGUUUGGAUGCUUUCUGUCCUCGGCUGUGGAUCCAAACCGGGUUCCUAAGUGUCGAGUGUUGGCAGGUCUGUACAGAAUACCGUGAGGUCUGAGAAAGGUUGACAGACUGUAGGAUUUCACCGCAACGACGGUCUGAAACGAGUGACAAAGCGCUCUGUCAUCGUGACGGAGGAGCGUUUUCAGCCGCGCUCCACCUGCUCCGCUGAAACACUUUCUCUGUUGAUGUCGUCAAGCCGUUCGUAAUGCCGGGCAGACGCUGCAUGUUUUUCUUGCUGUUGUUCCUCUUUAAUUAGCCUGUCUGGAACUUCGUCACUCACUCCGUCUGCUGAAGGUAACUGAAGCCCCCUCAGUAGGUUGUCCAGUCAAGCUUCCAGUGUCCUCGGCAUCUGCCGGGUUUCAGUCCAGACGUAGCCAAGGGAAGUCGCCGUCGAUGUUUACAUCCCAAACACGUAUUUAACACGUACAGAGAGUGUGUGGCUUUAGGUAGAAGAUGUAGAGAAGAUCUCCUCAUCAGUCUUCCAUCAUGGCCAAAUUGUAAUGUUUGCUAAGCGCUCUGUCUUAGUGUUGCCUCGUUUUGCUGUUUUAUCGUCUGUCCGCCUGCCGUCGCUCCUGCUGCCUUUUUAAAAACUCCUUCACCUUCCACCCUGACAAUCAAUGAUCCGGACGAUUUCACUGAACUUAACGAGCGUUUUUCAGACCUGCACAUCGGGACACUACAAACGGUGUUAGCUGCCAUCUCCAUUUCCAGAGAAGAUUAACACCAUCGAAACAAGCUGUGAAAGAUGAAGAAUCGCUGCCCAAGUUACAGAGUGGUCAGAGGACGUCAGACGAGCUGCAGGCAGACGGAGUUUACAAAGAAUCCAUCCCUGCUUUAGUGAGCGCAGUUCAGUGCAGUCAGGCAUGUAAAUAGAAAAUGCGUAUCCCACGAAUUCAUGACGCAUCGCCGACGGUUUGCCAAACUGGUGCGCAGACUGCGUAGGGCUGCGUUCACGUCACGGCGUCGCUGGCGCCGUAAAGCUUACUGAAACUAAGAGAGAUAAAGAAUGUCGUCUAUUUUGAUACCAGAGGAGACGUUUAUUUUUGUAAUGAAGACACCCAGCAGCAACGACUGACUUCCCUCCCCCUCGUGACCUGGUGAUUCUCAAUGUGAUUGAGUAUUGAUUGGGCGGAGUGAAGCGCAGGUUGUGUAUUUGUACAUACAUACAGAACGCAAAGGACCUUGAUGAGAUCAAUCUAAGCGGUCGAAAGUUUGUCCACAAACAUACAGGAUGUGAUUGUUGACGUGUCCUGAUGAGAACUCAGUCUGAGAGAACCGAAGUGUAGGCUGGAGAACCAACCCUGUGCCAAUGGAAAACCUUUUCUCCACAGUCUGAAUGGAAAUGUUUCUUUUCAGACAUUAAUAUUAAGAGCACAUCACAAAGGAUUUUAUGUCUGAAACCAAAACAAUAGAUUUAAGCCUUGCACGAUCAUAGCAUUGUUAAAAUUAAAUUGUAAUCAAUUCCCAGGAACUGCAGGUUCUGUGAAUUUAAGCAAAGCAAAUUGUGUAACUGGUCUCAAUUCAAAUUAACAGGAAAUCAAAUUGAGUUGUUGUGAUGAAAUGUCCAGGGAAACGAGGAAGAACCAGCGCUUGUGUUGGUGUUUCCAGUCCUACCAGUGAGUUUGUCUUCUCUGAGGCCUGAGGUCCAGUUCAGUCCAGUCAGAUACCGAGUAUGAAACAAACGCUUGUCAGCUGAAAGAGCUGCGACGUGGCCGAGAGUGUAUUUGCUGUAAUAUACGAAUGAUCGAUUUGUACGUCUUAUACUCGUCUUGGCUGAUUUUCAGUGAAUGAUGUUUUAAUUAAAGUCACUUCAUUUGUGUUAUAAGCUUUAUUUUGAAGGGAUUUAACUGAGUCUCACGUUAGUUUCACCUUUGCACUGUUUCAGUCUCUUAUUUUUUUAUGUGACUGCAGUUGAGCUGCCGCCGUAGUGAAAGUCAACCCUCUGAAUCCAUUUCUCUUGUUCUUCUAGUAGAGACUGAGGCUGCUGUGGCAUGUCGGUCCCACCGCUUCGUGUCUUCGUAUUGGUAGCACAUACUUUUGUUGGGUUUUUAUUUUUAUUGAAAUGCGUCUGUAGCAACAAGUAUCAAAAUCAGAAAACUCUUAUUGAACGUCAGGUCAGAGUUCUUAUUUGUUUGUGAGCUCCUCGAUCAGACCUGAUUUAAAUCGAAGCUUUAGUUAUUUUAUUCAGGCAAAGUUCUGUAUAGCUGCUUGCAUUUAGACAAAUAUUUAGCAUUAGUACCAAAAAAACACAUCGGCACCACUAUUGAAAAUUUUUCCAAUGUUGCCAAUCCUAAUAUUGUGCAUACACCAUUAAAACAGAACGUAGGCCAAUGAUAACCCUUCAAGUAUUCCUGCUCUUGCUUCUUACCUUUACGCCGUUUUAACGUUAAAGUGCUGCAAAUAUUAAGAAGGCUUUAGCAUCAUAUGAACAAUGUUGAGAUGUUUAUCGCUGCCGUCAUCAGAUAGAAGUAGAAAGAAGGAAAACUUUUCACACCUGAACAAGCAAGUUUUUUUUAUUGUUGUUGUUUUUUAUUUUGUGAAAACAUGACACAAAAUGUGACAAACGUUUCCGUCUUAGUAGUUAAAAUAGGUUUUGUAAAUCUACUCCAGAAUCAGUUCUUCAGUCAGCUAACUUGGGGCCCUCGUGUCACUGCCAGUAAUGAUGUCUGAUUGGUUCUUUGUUCUUGCGAUGCUGUUUUUCCUCCCCCUGGAUGCUGUGUUUUGAUUGGUUGCUCAGCCUCUUGUUGAUGCACUUUAAUUUUCUUUCUCUGGAAGGUUCUGGAUAAAUGUCUUCGUGUCUUUCCCUUUGCCUGUAUACUUGACUCUUCUGUUUUUACCUUCUACGCCCUCCCUUUCCAGCUCUCUCAUCUUUUCUUUAGGUUUUUGUUCUCUUAUUCUUUUUGCCUUACUUCACCUUACUUUACUUGCUUUCUUCGUUUCUCUUUUCUCAAGAUUUCUAUGUUGAAAAUCCGUGUGAUGUGAAGGAUGUUUGCUGGUCCACAUUCAACUACAAACCGUUUGUACAGGGCAACUGCCAUAUAUUUUGCCAUAUAUUGUAAUUUGUGUUGUAAUUUCUGACCUGUCUCCUGAAGCAGGUAAAUCCACGUAAUCCCAUUGGGAUUAUACAUUUUAAUCUCCACACAGCCUGCUUGAAGGUGGAUAUAAAUACAUUUCGGGAGUUUAAUCAGGAGGAUUAAGUUAUCAUGUACUCACUGCUGUGGAGGAGGGCAUUAACGGCACAGAGAAGAAAGUGAACGAGAAUAAAAACGACCUUUUCAGAUCCUUCCAGAGAGACGAUCCGAUGUGUUUGUAGCCACGUUAGCCGCUCUGCUACCGUAACAACAGGGUGUGAAAUGGUGUCGUGUGUGUUUCUACAAUAUUGUUUUACAGAACAUACGUUUGUGUGGUUGUUCUGUGCACGCAAACACAAAAAUACAUACACACGUGUAAAUACAAGGCGGUAUGACGCCAUGUUGUUUCUGUGUUUCAGUUGUUGCACGUGUUCUGAUUCAGGACAAAAUUUAAAUAAAAUUUUAUUGCAAGCUC
This is a messenger RNA of Scatophagus argus, 6642 nucleotides long. RefSeq names its product RING finger protein 150-like. The coding region runs from base 508 to 1842 and encodes 444 amino acids. Lineage: Eukaryota; Metazoa; Chordata; Actinopteri; Scatophagidae. The transcript has 6 exons. The record is from RefSeq and is a predicted model, not a curated record.